Messenger RNA from Sphaeramia orbicularis (orbiculate cardinalfish), 2621 nucleotides. RefSeq names its product double-stranded RNA-specific editase 1-like. The transcript is spliced from 12 exons. Gene Ontology annotation, biological process: RNA processing; adenosine to inosine editing. The coding region runs from base 296 to 2389 and encodes 697 amino acids. Gene Ontology annotation, cellular component: nucleolus; cytoplasm. Lineage: Eukaryota; Metazoa; Chordata; Actinopteri; Kurtiformes; Apogonidae. The record is from RefSeq and is a predicted model, not a curated record. Gene Ontology annotation, molecular function: adenosine deaminase activity; tRNA-specific adenosine deaminase activity; double-stranded RNA binding.
UUUGCACCGGCCGUGCGUGCGUUACCGGAGCCCGGACAAGCUGCGGCAGGCAUCACCGCUGACUGGAAGCUCCACGGCAGACAGACCACCUUGAAGAUAAUCCAGUGGCGGUUCAGAUUUCCACGUCUUCAGAGCUUUUCCUUGCGUCGAUACUCCGCUCGGCUCAGUUCUGCUGCCUCAGGUUCGAAGACGCUGAUAUCUGGCUUUCGGUGUGACCAGCGCCUACAGACACCACUCAGGUCAAGCAUCACCUGGAAUCCAAGCGAGGCUGACAGAGGGAGGUGAAGUGGGAAGCAUGAGUUCGUGCAGCGCAGAUGUUAAGGAAAAUCGCAACUUGGACAACCUCUUCUCCAAAGAGGGGGUGGCAGCUGAGGCUGUCCACGUGCCCAAUGGGAACGCUGGGGGUGGGAGGAAACGCCCCUUAGAGGAGGGCAAUAACGGGCACGUGCAUUCCAAGUACAGGCCCAAGAAGCGCAAGAAAGCGCCGGGGCCCGUCCUGCCCAAAAACGCCCUCAUGCAGCUGAACGAGAUCAAGCCGGGCCUCCAGUACAAACUCCUGUCGCAGACCGGCCCUGUCCACGCGCCCGUCUUCGCCAUGACGGUGGAGGUCAACGGGCAGCUCUUCGAGGGCUCAGGUCCCACCAAGAAGAAAGCCAAGCUCAGCGCGGCCGAGAAGGCCCUACGCUCGUUUGUCCAGUUCCCCAAUGCGUCCGAAGCCCACAUGGCCAUGGGCCGGACCCUGGCGGUGCACACGGACUUCACCUCCGACCACGCCGACUUCCCGGACGUGCUCUUCAACGCCUUCGAGACGUCGGCGCCGGUCGACGACCCUUUCUAUCUGACCUCCAACGGUAACGGCUCUUUCGGUCCACUGGGGAUCGAGUACCCGUUGCUCCCUUCGCCGCUGCCAAACCCGAUCCAGGUCCCCUUACCCCCCUCGGCGCCCUCGGCCGCCUCCGUCCCCUCCCCCGCCGGUGGAAAGAACCCGGUCAUGAUCCUGAACGAGCUGCGGCCGGGCCUCAAGUACGACUUUGUGUCUGAGAGCGGCGAGAGCCACGCCAAGAACUUCGUCAUGUCUGUGACGGUCGACGCCCAGCGCUUCCAGGGUUCGGGUCGAAACAAGAAGCUGGCGAAGGCGCGCGCGGCCCAGGCGGCGCUGUCGGCCCUGUUCAACAUGCAGCUGGACCAGGCCCCGUCCAGGCAGCCCAUCCCCAGGGAAGGACUGCAGCUGCACCUGCCGCAGGUUCUGGCCGACGCCGUUUCUCGUCUGGUCGUGGACAAAUUCAGCGAGCUGACCGACAACUUCACGUCUCCACACGCCAGGCGGAAAGUUUUGGCAGGUGUUGUCAUGACAACAGGUACAGAUGUGAAGGAGGCCCAGGUGAUCUGUGUGUCCACUGGGACCAAAUGCAUUAACGGUGAAUACAUGAGCGACAGAGGGUUAGCUCUGAACGACUGCCACGCUGAGAUCGUAGCACGACGCUCACUCAUCAGGUUCCUGUACUCACAACUGGAACACUUCCUAAGUAACACCGAGGAAGAACACCAGAAGUCCAUCUUCAGCAGGUGUGACAGCAGAGCUGGUUUUGUCCUGAAGGAAAACGUCCAGUUCCAUCUUUACAUCAGUACGUCCCCCUGUGGAGACGCCCGCAUAUUCUCCCCACACGAGGCCGGAGUGGAGGACCAGGGGGACCGACACCCCAACAGAAAGGCUCGUGGGCAGCUCCGGACCAAGAUCGAGUCUGGGGAGGGAACCAUCCCGGUGCGUUCCAGUAACACCAUCCAGACCUGGGACGGCGUUCUUCAGGGAGAGAGGCUGCUCACCAUGUCCUGCAGCGACAAAAUCGCAAGGUGGAACGUGGUUGGAUUCCAGGGUUCUCUGAUGAGCUACUUCUCGGAGCCGGUCUACUUCUCCAGUAUCAUCCUGGGCAGCCUGUACCACGCAGACCACCUGAGCAGAGCCAUGUACCAGCGGAUCACCGACGUGGAGGACCUGCCUCCGUCCUUCAGCCUGAACAGACCCCUCCUCAGCGGAAUCAGUAACGCAGAAGCCCGUCAGCCCGGAAAAGCGCCCAACUUCAGCGUCAACUGGACCGUAGGAGACCAGGCCCUGGAGGUCAUCAACGCCACCACGGGCAAAGACGACCUGGGACGACCCUCCAGGCUCUGCAAGCACGCCCUGUACAGCCGAUGGAUGCGCCUGCACUCCAAGCUGUCGUCCACUCUGCGGAUCCGGACGUCCAGCCCCAGCAGCUACCACGAGGCCAAGCAGGCGGCGCUGGAGUACCACGCCGCCAAACAGACGCUGUUCCGAGCCUUUCACAAAGCCGGCCUGGGCGCCUGGGUCAAGAAACCCAUAGAGCAGGACCAGUUUGCACUGACCACCUGAGCCGGUCCAGGUCCGGACCUGUCGGACGCUGGCUUUACUGUGUCACACUCUGUCGGUGGAAGCGUUACCUUCAGGUCCGUCAGGUGAUGAUGUGGGAUGUUUGUGGGAAGGAGGAGCCACCGAAUCCAGAUGUCAAACCCACGGAGUCUACGUCCCACCUUCAGUUUCUAGCCUCAUGCCAGCAGCGCACACAGAAGAUUAUUAUUAACCCUUAGAUGCACCAGGGUCUGGA